CAUUGAUUCAAGUAUGAACUCCAUCAAUGAAAUCCCAAAACCCAAACUGAAGCCGGUGAUCAUCCGAGAAGUGUGGGCCUUCAACUUAGAAGCUGAAUUCCAACUCAUCCGCGGACUCAUCCAUCGCUACCCUUUCAUCUCCAUGGAUACUGAGUUCCCCGGCGUCAUCUUCAAGCCCGCCGAACCCCACAACCACCACAACCUCCGCCCCGCUGAUACCUACCGUCUCAUCAAGGCCAACGUGGACGUGCUCAACCUCAUCCAAGUUGGCCUCACCCUCUCCGACGCUGCCGGCAACCUCCCCGACCUCGGCACCGACGACUGCACGUUCAUCUGGCAGUUCAACUUUCGGGACUUCAACGUCACUCGCGACGCCCACGCUCCUGACUCCGUCGCUCUGCUCCGAAACCAAGGGAUUGACUUCGCACGCAAUGCUGCCGCCGGCGUCGAUUCGGCCCGCUUCGCUAGGUUGAUGAUGUGGUCGGGGCUUCUUCGCAACAAUGCUGUGAGCUGGGUCACGUUCCACUCGGCGUAUGAUUUUGCUUACUUGAUCAAGAUUCUGACUCGCCGGAGCCUUCCGACUAGACUGGAGGAUUUCUUGAGGUUCGUGAGGGUGUUUUUCGGAGACAAGGUUUAUGAUAUCAAGCAUUUGAUGAAAUUCUGCGAUUCUCUCUAUGGCGGUCUUGAUAAGAUUGGGCAGAUUCUCAAAGUGGAUCGAGUGGCGGGAAAAUCACAUCAAGCUGGCUCUGAUAGUUUGCAUACAAUGCAAGUGUUUCAGAAGAUCAAGGACGUUUAUUUUAAGAACGAUGGCCAUAAGAAACACGUAAAUGUCUUGUAUGGGCUGGAGAUAGAAUUCAAUCCUAGUUUGAACCACUUGUAUCCUCCACCCACCCAAACGUGUUCGAGUCGGGUAGUGCCACUUUACUACAUUCCCGCACACUCGAAUAUGAUGCCUCUAUUCAAAUAUGUACAAUUUGGUUAA
This is a messenger RNA of Lotus japonicus, 982 nucleotides long. RefSeq names its product probable CCR4-associated factor 1 homolog 11. Gene Ontology annotation, molecular function: nucleic acid binding; poly(A)-specific ribonuclease activity. Gene Ontology annotation, cellular component: P-body; CCR4-NOT complex; CCR4-NOT core complex. Lineage: Eukaryota; Viridiplantae; Streptophyta; Magnoliopsida; Fabales; Fabaceae. The record is from RefSeq and is a predicted model, not a curated record. The coding region runs from base 14 to 982 and encodes 322 amino acids. The transcript has a single exon.